AUGGCUCCUUGGCCUGAGUUGGAAAAUGCCCAGCCUAACUCGGAUAAAUACAUCGAAGGGGCCGCCGGUCAGCAGUCCACCGCAAAAGGCAAGGAGACCGGCAAAAAUGACACCGACACUCCUGUCACCAAGAUUGAACUUCUGCCCUCUUAUUCUACCAUGGCACUGAUAGAGGAGCCCACAGUGGUGGAAGACCCCUGGAACCUGCCCGAGCUUCAGGACACGGGGAUCAAAUGGUCAGAGAGAGACACCAAAGGGAAGAUUCUCUGUGUCUUCCAAGGGAUUGGGAAAUUUAUUUUACUUCUGGUAUUUCUCUACUUCUUCGUGUGCUCCUUGGAUGUCCUCAGCAAUGCCUUCCAGCUGGUUGGAGGAAAGGUGGCCGGGCAGUUCUUCAGCAACAAUUCCAUCAUGUCCAACCCUGUGGCGGGGCUGGUGAUCGGGGUGCUAGUGACUGUCCUGGUGCAGAGUUCCAGUACCUCCUCGUCCAUUGUCGUCAGCAUGGUGGCCUCCUCAUUGCUGAAUGUGCAGGCUGCCAUCCCCAUUAUCAUGGGGGCCAACAUUGGGACCUCCAUCACCAACACCAUUGUGGCGCUCAUGCAGGCAGGAGACCGGAGUGAGUUCAGAAGGGCCUUUGCAGGGGCCACCGUCCAUGACUUCUUCAACUGGUUGUCUGUGUUGGUGCUUCUGCCUCUGGAGGCUGCCACCCGUUACCUGGAGCACCUGACCAACCUGGUAGUGGAAUCCUUCAACUUCAAGAAUGGAGAGGAUGCCCCGGAGCUUCUGAAAGUUAUCACAGAUCCCUUCACGAAGCUCAUUAUCCAGCUGGAUAAAAAAGUUAUCAACCAAAUUGCAAUGAAUGAUGAAACAGCCAAAAACAAGAGUAUGAUCAAGAUUUGGUGUAAAACUUUUACCAGCACGACUGAGAGGAAUGUCACCGUCCCCUCGCCUGACAACUGCACCUCUCCUUCCCUCUGUUGGACGGAUGGUUUGCACACCUGGACCAUCAAGAACAUGACCCACCAGGAGAACCUUGCCAAGUGCCAGCACAUCUUCGUGAAUUUCAACCUCCCAGAUGUUGUUGUGGGCACCAUUCUGCUGGUAGUCUCCCUGCUGGUCCUCUGUAGCUGCCUGGUCCUAAUUGUCAAGCUCUUGGGCUCUGUGCUCAGGGGGCAGGUAGCUGUUGUCAUCAAGAAGACCAUCAACACUGAUUUCCCUUUCCCCUUUGCCUGGGUGACUGGCUACCUGGCCAUCCUUGUGGGGGCGGGAAUGACCUUCAUCGUUCAGAGCAGCUCUGUGUUCACGUCUGCUAUGACCCCUCUGAUCGGUAUCGGUGUGAUAUCCAUUGAGAGGGCGUAUCCACUCACGCUGGGCGCCAACAUCGGUACCACCACCACCGCCAUCUUGGCCGCCUUAGCUAGCCCAGGCAGUACUUUGAAGAGCUCGCUCCAGAUCGCCCUGUGCCACUUUUUCUUCAACAUCUCAGGCAUCUUGCUGUGGUACCCAAUCCCGUUCACCCGCCUGCCCAUCCGCCUGGCCAAGUGGCUGGGCAGCAUCUCAGCUAAGUACCGCUGGUUUGCCGUCUUCUACCUGGUCACCUUCUUCCUCCUGAUCCCUCUGGCAGUGUUUGGCCUCUCGCUGGUCGGCUGGCCGGUGCUGGUGGGUGUGGGAGCGCCCAUCAUCUUUGUGGUCUUCCUGGUGGUGGUGGUCGGGCUCCUGCAGUCCCGCUGCCCGCGCGUCCUGCCCCACAAGCUCCAUAACUGGAAAUUCCUGCCGCUGUGGAUGCACUCGCUGAAGCCCUGGGACAAGCUCAUCACCACGUUCACCGGCUGCUGCCAGAGCCUCUGCUGCCGAAUCUGCUGUCUGACGUGUGGCUGCCCCAACAAGUGCUGCCACUGCAGCAAGUGCUGUGAAGACCUGCAGGAGGUGCAGGACGUCCCCAUUAAGUCCCCCGAGGCUUUUGCUAACAUGGCCAUGGACAAAGAGGCCCAGGACGGGGUCCCCAAGUCCGAGGUGGAUGCCUCGGGCACCAAAACCAUUUCCAGCAUCACAGCCUUGUAG
Lipotes vexillifer (Yangtze River dolphin) is the source of this 2058-nucleotide messenger RNA. It is a transcript of the gene SLC34A2, whose product is annotated as solute carrier family 34 member 2. Gene Ontology annotation, cellular component: brush border; apical plasma membrane; vesicle. The coding region runs from base 1 to 2058 and encodes 685 amino acids. Lineage: Eukaryota; Metazoa; Chordata; Mammalia; Artiodactyla; Lipotidae. Gene Ontology annotation, biological process: sodium-dependent phosphate transport; intracellular phosphate ion homeostasis. The record is from RefSeq and is a predicted model, not a curated record. Gene Ontology annotation, molecular function: sodium:phosphate symporter activity. The transcript has 13 exons.